AUCGGAGCUGCCUAGUCGCUCCCUCUCCCUGCAGAGAGAGAGAGAGAGAGAGAGAGAGAGAGAGAGAGAGAAAGAUGAGGGGUUGAGUGUGCAGCACACACAGAGAGAGAGAGAGAGAUAGAGAGGAGGACAGUGCUUUACAGACACAUACUGAGAGAGGUAGAAAGAAACAGAGAGAGAGAGAGAGAGAGAGAGAGAGAGAGAGAGAGAAGGGAUUUGAAUUUCCUCAAAGUUGGACAGGUUAAACUUGCCGGAAGAUGGCAGAGGGAGGGGAGGGUGAGGAGGAGAUCCAGUUUCUUCGAACGGGUGACGAGGUGGUGCUUCAGUGCACAGCGUCUGUCCUGAAGGAGCAGAUCAAGCUGUGUCUUACCGCUGAAGGAUUCGGAAACCGACUGUGCUUCCUGGAACCCACGUCCAACGCGCAGAAUGUUCCUCCGGACUUGGCGAUCUGUUCCUUUUUCCUGGAGCAGUCGCUGUCCGUGCGAGCCCUGCAGGAAAUGCUGGCGAAUACCGUGGAAAUGGGCAACGAGUCAUCGCAGGGAGGAGGUCACCGGACUCUGCUGUACGGACAUGCUAUCCUGCUCAGACACUACCACAGCAGCAUGUACCUAAGCUGCCUGACCACCUCGCGCUCGCUCACCGAUAAACUGGCCUUCGACGUCGGGCUGCAAGAGGACGCCACGGGUGAAGCCUGCUGGUGGACGAUCCACCCUGCGUCCAAGCAGAGGUCAGAAGGUGAGAAGGUCAGGGUUGGUGAUGACCUCAUUCUUGUCAGUGUGUCUUCUGAGAGAUACUUGCACCUUUCCUAUGCCAGCGGGGACCUCAUGGUCGACGCCUCCUUCAUGCAGACUCUCUGGAACAUGAACCCCAUCUGCUCGGGCUGUGAGCUGGCAGAAGGGUUCCUCACUGGAGGCCACGUGCUCAGGCUGUUCCACGGACACAUGGACGAGUGCCUGGCCAUCUCUGCCUCGGACCAGGGGGAGGAGCAGCGCAGGCAAGCGCACUAUGAAGGAGGAGCCGUGUGUAGCCACGCCCGGUCGCUAUGGAGACUGGAGCCACUGCGAAUCAGCUGGAGCGGGAGCCACAUGAAGUGGGGGCAGCCCUUCCGCGUGCGCCACGUGACCACUGGGCGCUACCUGUGCCUGGAGGAGGACAAGGGGCUGAUGGUCGUGGACCCGGAGCGAGCCAACACCAAGCGCUCGGCGUUCUGCUUCCGCGCCUCAAAGGAGAAGUCUGAGGUCGCUCAAAAGCGAGAUGUGGAAGGGAUGGGCACCCCUGAGAUUAAGUACGGAGAGUCAAUGUGUUUCGUGCAGCACCUUUCCACGGGACUCUGGCUCACCUAUGCCUCUGUGGACGCCAAGUCAGCCCGCCUGGGACCUCUCAAGAGGAAGGCGAUCCUGCACCAGGAGGGCCACAUGGACGACGCACUGUCCCUCUCCCGCUCGCAGCAGGAGGAGUCCCAGGCCUCUCGAAUGAUCUACAGCACCACCGGCCUCUUCACACAGUUCAUCAAGGGCCUGGACUCCCUGAGUGGGAAGAACAAGUCUCCGAGCCCCGUGUCCCUCCCGAUGGACGCGGUGAGCCUGAGCCUGCAGGAUCUCAUCAACUACUUCCAGCCUCCAGAGGAGGAGCUGCAGCACGAGGAGAAGCAGACCAAGCUGAGAUCCCUCAAGAGCAGGCAGAACCUGUUCCAGGAGGAGGGAAUGAUCACGCUGGUGCUGAACUGUAUUGAUCGGCUCAAUGUCUACAACACGGCUGCACAUUUCUCUGAGUUCGCUGGGGAGGAGGCAGCAGAGUCCUGGAAGGAGAUUGUGAACCUGCUCUAUGAGCUGCUGGCCUCCCUGAUCCGUGGGAACCGAUCUAACUGCGCUCUCUUCUCUGACAACCUGGACUGGCUGGUGAGCAAACUGGACCGUCUUGAAGCCUCCUCGGGUAUCCUGGAGGUGCUGUACUGUGUCCUGAUCGAGAGCCCCGAGGUGCUGAACAUCAUCCAGGAGAAUCACAUCAAGUCCAUCAUCUCCCUGCUGGACAAGCACGGCCGCAACCACAAGGUUCUGGAUGUCCUCUGCUCUCUGUGUGUGUGUAACGGUGUUGCUGUGAGGUCCAAUCAGAACCUCAUCACUGAGAACCUCCUGCCAGGUCGGGACCUGCUCUUACAAACCAACCUCAUCAACUAUGUCACCAGUAUGAGGCCCAACCUGUUCAUGGGCACGUGCGAGGGCUCCACGCAGUACAAGAAGUGGUAUUUCGAGGUGAUGGUGGACUGUGUGGACUCCUUUGUGACGGCCCAGGCCACGCACCUGCGGGUGGGCUGGGCCCUGACCGAGGGGUACAGCCCCUACCCUGGGGGGGGCGAGGGCUGGGGCAGCAACGGGGUGGGGGACGACCUCUACUCAUAUGGGUUCGACGGACUGCACCUCUGGUCUGGUGAGUCCCAGUCUGUGAGGCUCGUUAUUCUUCAUAACUGCUGUCUGGAUCUCAGUGUGCCCAGCAUCUCCUUCAGAGUCAACGGGCACCCGGUCCAGGGCAUGUUCGAGAACUUCAACCUGGAUGGGCUCUUCUUCCCAGUCGUCAGCUGCUCUGCUGGGGUCAAGGUUCGUUUCCUGCUGGGUGGUCGCCAUGGCGAGUUCAAGUUCCUGCCUCCUCCAGGUUAUGCUCCAUGCUACGAGGCGCUGCUCCCGAAGGAGAGGAUGCGGAUUGAGCCGAUAAAGGAGUACAAGCACGACUUCGACGGGAUCCGAAACCUGCUGGGGCCGACCCAGUCCCUGACCCACACCGCCUUCACACCCUGCCCUGUGGACACUGUGCAGAUCGUGCUGCCCCCUCACCUGGAGAGAAUCAGAGAGAAGCUGGCAGAAAACAUCCACGAGCUGUGGGCACUGACCCGCAUCGAGCAGGGCUGGACCUACGGCACGUUUCGGGAUGACAACAAGAAGCUGCACCCCUGCCUUGUGGAUUUCCAUCGGCUUCCCGAGCCGGAGAGGAACUACAACCUGCAGAUGUCCGGGGAGACCCUGAAGACAUUGCUGGCUCUGGGCUGCCAUGUUGGGAUGGCUGAUGAAAAGGCGGAGGAGAAUCUGAAGAAGACCAAGCUCCCGAAAACCUACAUUAUGAGCAGUGGGUACAAGCCAGCGCCUCUGGACCUGAACCACGUCAAGCUCACCCCUGCCCAGAACACCCUUGUGGACCGGCUCGCUGAGAACGGGCACAACGUGUGGGCACGGGACCGGGUGCGGCAGGGCUGGACCUACAGCAUCGUGCAGGACAUCAUGAACAAGCGGAACCCUCGCCUGGUCCCGUACAACCUGCUCGACGAGCGCACGAAGAAGACCAAUCGGAACAGCCUGUGCGAGGCUGUCCGCACUCUGAUUGGCUAUGGCUACAACAUCGAGCCUCCUGACCAGGAGUCCAGUGGCCACAGCUCUGCUGGCUGUUGCGCAGACAAGGUGCGUGUUUUCCGCGCUGAGAAGUCGUACGCAGUGCACACUGGGAAGUGGUACUUCGAGUUCGAGGCGGUGACCACGGGGGAGAUGCGCGUGGGCUGGGCGCGACCCAGCGUGCGCGCUGACGUGGUGCUGGGAGGGGACGAGCUCGCCUAUGUCUUCAACGGCUGCAAGGCUCAGCGCUGGCACGUCGGCAGCGAGCCAUUCGGACGGAACUGGCAGUCGGGAGAUGUGGUGGGCUGCAUGAUCGACCUGACGGAGAACAACAUCAUGUUCACCCUCAACGGAGAGAUGCUGAUCAGCGACUCGGGCUCCGACAUCGCCUUCAAAGGAAUCGAGAUCGAGGAGGGGUUCCUCCCCGUCUGCAGUCUGGGGAUGUCCCAGGUUGGACGACUCAACCUGGGGCAGGAUGUCAGCAGUCUCCGGUACUUCACCAUCUGUGGCCUGCAGGAAGGGUUCGAACCUUUCGCCAUCAACAUGAAGAGAGACAUCACCAUGUGGUUCAGCAAGAGCCUGCCCCAGUUCAUCCCAGUGCCGAUGGAUCACAGCCACAUCGAGCUCUCCCGCAUCGACGGCACGGUCGACAGCCCCCCCUGCCUGAAGCUCACACACAAGACGUUCUGCUCUCAGAACAGCAACACGGACCUGCUCUUCCUGAGGCUCAGCAUGCCCGUGGAGUUCCACGAGACGUUCCGCGUGCAGGCAGGGACCACGCCCCUGACCCGGGCCCUCACCAUCCCCGAGGAGGAGGUGCAGGACGUGGAGCCGGACUCGGAGUUCGAGAGGCACAAGAAAUCAGCCAGCCGCAAAGAGGCUGAGGCCACAGGGGACAAGGACCAGGCGGGGGUUCAGGGGGUUCAGGCCAAAGAGCAGGCAGCAGCAGCAGCAGCAGCAAAGGAAAGCGGGAAGGGGGAGAACGACAAGGACACAACCACAGAGAAGAGCAAAAAGAGAGGCUUCCUGUUUAAGGCAAAGAAGCCCGCCUUCAUCUCCCCUCCCCCGGUGGUGCCGACCAUGCCCCGGCUUGUGGAGGACGUCGUCCCCGACGACCGCGACGACCAGGAGAUGAUCAUGAACACGACCACAUACUACUACUCCGUACGGAUCUUUGCCGGGCAGGAGCCCAGCGGGGUGUGGGUGGGCUGGGUGACCCCCGAUUACCACCAGUACGACCCCAACUUCGACCUCAGCAAGGUGCGCAGCGUCACGGUGACUGUGGGAGACGACAAGGGCAACAUCCACGACAGUAUGAAGCACAGUAACUGCUACAUGGUGUGGGGAGGGGAGUUCAGUAACAACACUCAGCAAACCCGCAUCAGCCAGGAGGACCUCGUGAUUGGCUGCCUGGUCGACCUGGCAACCGGCUUCAUGACCUUCACGGCCAAUGGGAAGGAGAUAAACACCUUUUACCAGGUGGAGCCCAACACCAAGCUGUUCCCCGCUGUGUUUGCGCUCCCCACCAGCCAGAACAUGCUGCAGGUUGAGCUGGGCAAGCUCAAGAACAUCAUGCCGAUCUCUGCGGCGAUGUUCCGGAGCGAGCGCAAGAACCCCGUGCCCCAGUGCCCGCCGCGGCUCGACGUGCAGAUGCUGACCCCCGUGGUCUGGAGCCGCAUGCCCAACGAGUUCCUGUCCACGGACACGGGCCGGGUCACUGAGCGCCACGGCUGGAUGGUGGAGUGCAGCCAGCCGCUCACCAUGAUGGCACUCCACAUCCCUGAGGAGAACAGGUGCAUCGAUAUCCUGGAGCUGUCGGAGCGUCUGGACCUGCUCAAGUUCCACUCCCACACCCUGAAGCUGUACUGUGCCGUGUGCGCCCUGGGGAACAACCGCGUGGCCCACGCGCUGUGCAGCCACGUGGACGAGUCCCAGCUGCUGUACACCAUCGAGAACGCCUACCUGCCGGGACCCCUGCGCUCUGGGUACUACGACCUGCUCAUCAGCAUCCACCUGGAGUCCGCCAAGCGCUCGCGGCUCAUGAUGAACAAUGAGUUCAUCGUGCCGAUGACGGAGGAGACGCGGAGCAUCACGCUGUUCCCCGACGAGAGCAAGAGGCACGGCCUGCCCGGCGUGGGGCUCAGCACCUGCCUGCGCCCCAAACUGCACUUCGCGCCCACCAGCUUUGUGGGCACCAACCCUGACCUUUACACUCUGAGUCCUGCCAUCCCCCUGCAGAUCCUCAAGACGAAAGCCAUCAACAUGCUGACGGAGGCUGUGCAGGACGGCGGGCAGCACACGCGGGACCCAGUAGGGGGCAGCGUGGAGUUCCAGUUCGUCCCAGUGCUCAAGCUGAUCAGUACCCUGCUCAUCAUGGGCAUCUUCCAGGACGAGGACGUCAAACACAUCCUCAAGAUGAUCGAGCCCAACGUCUUCGGAGCACUGGAGGGGCAGGGGGAGGGAGAGGAGGGGGCCAAGGAAGAGGGGGACGAGGAAGAGGGGGGCGAGGAAGAGGCCAAAGAGCAAGAGGAGGCAUCAGAAGAAGGGGAGGAAGAGGAGGAGGAGGAGGAGGAGGAGGAGGAGGAGGAGGGGGAGGAAGAGGAGGAGGAGGAAAAAGAGGAGGAGGAGGAGAAAGAGGUGGUGAAGGAGGAGGAGGAGAAGAAGUUGCUGGAAGCGAGGGAAGGAGACUCCAAGGAGGAGGAGGAUGGGCUGGAGGAAGGGCUGCUGCAGAUGAAGCUGCCUGAGUCUGUCAAGCUGCAGAUGUGCAACCUGCUUCAGUACUUCUGCGACUGUGAGCUGCGGCACAGAGUGGAAGGGAUCAUCGCGUACUCCGACCGCUUUGUCAAACUCAUCCAGGCCAAUCAGAGGGAGCGCUACAACGAGCUCAUGAUGGCGUUCACCAUGAGCGCCGCGGAGACCGCGCGCAAGACCAGGGAGUUCCGCUCGCCGCCGCAGGAGCAGGUCAACAUGCUGCUGAACUUCAAGCACGGCCCGGAAGAGGAGGAGUGCCCCGUCCCGGACGAGAUCAGAGAGGACCUGAUUGACUUCCACAACGAUCUGCUGACUCACUGCGGAGUGCAUAUCGAGGAGGAGGAGGAAGAGGAGGAGGUGGACAGCUCCCUGAGAGGAAGGCUCUUCAGCCUGGUGGAGUGGGUCAGAAACUUCCGCAAGAAGAAAGUGGAGGAGGAGACAGAACUAGAGGAGGAUCGCAAACCCAGCACUCUCCAGGAGCUGAUCUCCCACACCAUGGUCCACUGGGCCCAGGAGUCGUUCAUCCAGAACCCGGAGCUGGUGAGGCUGAUGUUCAGCCUUCUGCACCGGCAGUACGACGGCAUUGGGGAGCUGAUCCGAGCGCUGCCCAAGGCCUACACCAUCAACGCCGUGUCGGUGCAGGAUACCAUGGACCUGCUGGAGUGCCUGGGCCAGAUCCGAUCCCUGCUCAUCGUGCAGAUGGGCCCCGAGGAGGAGAGGCUCAUGAUCCAGAGCAUUGGGAACAUCAUGAACAACAAGGUGUUCUACCAGCACCCCAACCUGAUGCGCGCCCUGGGCAUGCACGAGACCGUCAUGGAGGUGAUGGUGAACGUGCUGGGGGGCGGCGACUCCAAGGAGAUCCGCUUCCCCAAGAUGGUGACCAACUGCUGCCGCUUCCUCUGCUACUUCUGCAGGAUCAGCCGGCAGAACCAGCGUGCCAUGUUCGAUCACCUGAGCUACCUGCUGGAGAACAGCGGCAUCGGGCUGGGAAUGAGGGGGUCCACGCCUCUCGACGUCGCUGCGGCCUCUGUGAUUGACAACAAUGAGCUGGCACUGGCUCUGGAGGAGCAGGACCUGGAGAAGGUUGUGACAUACCUGGCUGGCUCAGGUUUACAGAGCUGCCCCAUGCUCCUGGCGAAGGGGUACCCCGAUAUCGGCUGGAACCCCGGGGGUGGGGAGCGAUACCUCGACUUCCUUCGAUUUGCCGUGUUCGUCAACGGGGAGAGCGUGGAAGAGAACGCUAACGUGGUCGUGAGGCUCCUUAUUCGCCGGCCCGAGUGCUUCGGCCCCGCCCUGCGCGGGGAGGGGGGGAACGGACUGCUGGCCGCCAUCGAGGAGGCCAUCAAGAUCUCAGAGGACCCGGCAAGGGACGGGCCGACCGUCAAGAAGGACCGCCGCUUCCCCAUGUUCGGAGGGGAGGAGGCCCAGGAGGAGAACAGAGUGCAUCUUGGGAACGCCAUCAUGUCGUUCUACUCUGCGCUGAUCGACUUGCUGGGACGCUGCGCCCCGGAAAUGCACUUGAUCCAGGCUGGGAAGGGCGAGGCCCUGCGUAUUCGAGCCAUCCUGCGCUCACUGGUUCCCAUUGAGGACCUGGUGGGAGUGAUCAGCCUCCCAGUUCAGAUCCCUGCCUUCGGAAAAGAUGGGAACCCCAUUGAGCCCAAGAUGUCAGCAAGCUUCGUCCCGGAUCACAAGGCCCCAAUGGUUCUGUUCCUGGACCGAGUCUACGGCAUUGAGAACCAGGAAUUCCUGCUGCACGUGCUGGAGGUCGGCUUCCUGCCAGACAUGAGGGCCGCGGCCUCUCUCGACACGGCGGCGUUCAGCACCACUGAGAUGGCUCUGGCUCUGAAUCGUUACCUGUGCUCCGCCGUGCUGCCCCUCCUCACUAAGUGCGCUCCUCUGUUCGCCGGCACCGAGCACAGGGCCAUCAUGGUCGACUCCAUGCUGCACACCAUCUACCGGCUCUCCAGGGGGCGCUCUCUCACCAAGGCGCAGCGCGACGUCAUCGAGGAUUGCCUCAUGUCGCUCUGCAGGUGGGCGGGGCUUAGCCCUUGCUGGGUAGCUGGGCGGGGCUUAAACAAGUUCCUCACCGUGUCGUGUUUGAAUGACGUGUGCUGUCCCUGUUGCCCGCAGCUGCUGAAUAAUCACUAUGAACGCUGCUGGAAAUAUUACUGCCUCCCUAACGGCUGGGCCAACUUCGGAGUGACCUCGGAGGAAGAGCUUCACCUGACCCGGAAGCUGUUUUGGGGCAUCAUCGAGUCUCUAGCGCACAAGAAAUUCGACGCAGAUCUGUUCAAGCUAUCCAUGCUGACUCUCUGCUCGAUCGCCGGCGCGAUCCCGCCGGACUACGUGGACGCAAGCUACUCCUCCCAGACCGAGAAGAAGGCGUCCGUCGACUCCGAGGGCAACUUUGACCCCAAGCCCGUCGAGACCACCAACACUAUAAUCCCUGAGAAAUUGGAUGUGUUUAUUAAUAAGUACGCUGAAUACACUCACGACAGAUGGGCCUUUGAGAAGAUCCAGAACAACUGGAGUUACGGAGAAGCGAUUGACGAGAACUUGAAAACUCAUCCCAUGCUGCGCCCCUACAAGACCUUCUCCGAGAAGGACAAGGAGAUUUACCGCUGGCCCAUCAAGGAGUCGAUCAAAGCGAUGAUCGCGUGGGAGUGGACUCUGGAGAAAGCGCGAGAGGGGGAGGAGGAGAAGACAGAGAAGAAAACCAAGACUCGCAAGAUCUCUCAGUCCGCUCAGGCGACCUACGACCCCAGCCAUGGCUACAACCCCCAGCCCAUUGAUAUCUCAGGGAGCUCCCUCUCCAGAGAGCUACAAGCGAUGGCGGAGCAGCUGGCUGAGAAUUACCACAACACCUGGGGUCGCAAGAAGAAGCUGGAGCUGCAGUCUAAAGGGGGCGGUACCCACCCUCUGCUGGUUCCCUACGACACCCUGACUGCGAAGGAGAAAGCGCGGGACCGAGAGAAGGCUCACGAGCUGCUCAGGUUCCUGCAGCUCAACGGAUACUCAGUGACCAGGGGUCUGAAGGACAUGGAGCUCGACACGUCCUCGGUUGAGAAGCGCUUUGCCUACGGCUUCCUGCAGAAGCUGCUCAAGUGGAUGGACAUCGCCCAGGAGUUCAUCGCCCACCUGGAAGCUGUGGUGAGCAGCGGGAGGGUAGAGAAGUCCCCUCAUGAGCAGGAGAUUAAAUUCUUUGCAAAGAUCCUUUUGCCUCUGAUUAACCAAUACUUCAAGAACCAUUGCCUGUACUUCCUCUCCACUCCGGCUCAAGUGCUGGGCAGCGGUGGGCACUCGUCCAACAAAGAGAAAGAGAUGAUCGCCAGCAUCUUCUGUAAGUUGGCAGCGUUGGUGCGUCACAGAGUCUCUUUGUUUGGAACGGAUGGCCCAGCUGUAGUGGACUGCCUGCAUAUUCUCGCUCGCUCGCUGGACGCCCGGACGGUGAUGAAGUCCGGCCCCGAGAUCGUGAAGGCCGGCCUGCGCUCGUUCUUCGAGAGCGCCGCGGAGGACAUCGAGAAGACGGUGGAGAACCUGAAGCUGGGGAAGGUGUCUCAGAACCGGACGCAGGUGAAGGGCGUGUCUCAGAACAUCAACUACACCACAGUGGCCUUGCUGCCCAUCCUCACCUCCCUGUUCGAGCACAUCACGCAGAACCAGUUCGGGAUACUCUUGUUGGAUGACAUGCAGGUCUCUUGCUAUCGCAUCAUGUGCAGCAUCUACUCUCUGGGCACCACCAAGAAUCCCUACGUGGAAAGGCAGCGCCCCGCUCUGGGGGAGUGUCUGGCCCGCCUGGCCGCUGCCUUCCCCGUCGCCUACCUGGAGCCCCACCUGAACGAAUACAACAUGUUCUCUGUGUACAACACCAAGACCCCUCGAGAGAGAGCCAUCCUGGGACUGCCUAAUCAGGUGGAGGAGAUGUGCCCAGACAUCCCACCGCUCGACAUCCUGAUGAAGGAGAUCGGGGACCUGGCAGAGUCGGGGGCGCGCUACACCGAGAUGCCUCACGUCAUCGAGAUCACGCUGCCCAUGCUGUGCAGCUACCUGCCCCGCUGGUGGGAGCGAGGGCCAGAGAACUGCCCCGAGACAGAGGGGCUGAGCUGCACAGAGGUGACCUCGGAGCACCUCAACAUGCUGCUGGGAAACAUCAUGAAGAUCGUAGUCAACAACCUGGGCAUCGAGGAGGCGUCCUGGAUGAAGAGGCUGGCCGUGUUCGCCCAGCCCAUCGUGAGCCGGGCCAAGUCUGAGAUGCUGAAGUCCCACUUCAUCCCCACGAUGGAGAAGCUGAAGAAGCGCUGUGGGAAGGUGGUGGCCGAGGAAGACGCCCUGAGACUGGAGGCCAAAUCGGAGACCAGCGAGGCUGAGGCGAUCAUCAAGGACGAGUUCUCUGUGCUGUGCAGGGAUCUCUACGCACUCUACCCUCUGCUCAUCCGCUACGUCGACAACAACAGGGCGACGUGGCUGACCUGCCCAGACCCUGACGCUGAGGAACUUUUCAGGAUGGUGGGAGAGGUCUUUAUAUUCUGGUCCAAGUCUCACAACUUCAAGCGGGAAGAGCAGAACUUCGUGGUGAUGAACGAGAUAAACAACAUGUCAUUUCUGACAGCCGACAGCAAGAGCAAGAUGAGCAAGUCUGGAGGCUCUGACCAGGAACGUACCAAGAAGCAGCGGCGGGGGGACCGCUACUCUGUGCAGACAUCCCUCAUUGUGGCCGCUCUCAAGAAGAUGCUGCCCAUCGGACUGAACAUGUGCUCCCCGGCCGACCAGGAGCUCAUCAACCUGGCCAAGCUGCGCUACUCGCUGAAAGACACUGACGAGGAGGUGAGGGAGUUCCUGACUAACAACAUGCACCUGCAGGGCAAGGUUGAGAACUCCUCCAUUCGCUGGCAGAUGGCUCUCUAUAAGGAGCUGUCCGGGAAGGCAGAGGACUCAGAGGAUCCUGAGAAAGUGGUGAAGAGAGUACAGGAGGUGUCCGCGGUGCUCUAUCACAUUGAGCUGACGGAGCACCCCUUCAAGUCGAAGAAGGCAGUCUGGCACAAGCUGCUGUCGAAGCAGCGGAGACGGGCGGUGGUGGCGUGUUUCAGAAUGACCCCGCUCUACAACCUGCCCAGAGCCAAGUGUAGCUAUUUCUACCUGGACUCCUACCGACUGAACUGGCUGACAAAAUCCUUCGAGGAGACAGAUUUCGAGCCCUUAGUUCGCGUCCUGACGGACAGAGCUCGAAGAUGUACAAAAGAAGGGAGGCGUUUCCUGCCCCAUAGAUCGCACCCCUUCCCCGCCCCCCCCCCCCCCCCUCAACUUUGCUCUUGGAUUGGGACGGAGGGCUACUUGUUUGAGGACAGAAUGAUCAACGACCUGGCAAAAUCUGGAGAGGAAGAGGAAGAGGAAGAGGAACCCACUGAGAAGAAGCCCGACCCCCUUCAUCAGCUCAUCCUGCACUUCAGCAGGACUGCACUGACAGAGAAGAGCAAACUGGAUGAAGACUAUCUAUACAUGGCAUAUUCUGACAUCAUGGCUAAGAGCUGCCACAGCGGGGAGGAUGAAGGGGAGGGGGGUGAAGAGGGAGAGGAGAUGUCCUUCGAGGAGAAGGAGAUGGAGAAGCAGCGUCUCCUCUACCAGCAGGCCAGGCUGCACAAUCGCGGAGCUGCUGAGAUGGUCCUGCAGAUGAUCAGUGCCUGUAAAGGUGAGACGGGCUCCAUGGUUGCCUCCACUCUGAAACUGGGAAUCUCCCUCCUCAACGGGGGCAACUGUGAGGUGCAGCAGAAAAUGCUGGAUUACCUGAAGGAGAAGAAGGAGGUGGGGUUUUUUCAGAGCACCCAGACUCUGAUGCAAACCUGCAGCGUGCUGGAUCUGAAUGCCUUCGAGAGACAGAACAAAGCAGAGGGGCUGGGCAUGGUGACCGAGGAGGGGACGGGUGAGAAGGUGAUGGCGGACGAUGAAUUUACCUGCGACCUUUUCAGAUUGCUGCAGCUGCUCUGUGAGGGACACAACAACGAUUUCCAGAACUACCUGAGGACUCAGACAGGUAACACUACCACGAUCAACAUCAUCAUCUGCACUGUGGAUUACCUGCUCCGACUCCAGGAGUCCAUCAGUGAUUUCUAUUGGUAUUACUCUGGGAAAGACCUCAUUGACGAGCAGGGCAAGAAAAACUUCUCCAAAGCAAUGACCGUCGCCAAGCAGGUCUUCAACAGCCUGACUGAGUACAUCCAGAUGAACAAAGCCCAUUUUGCUACAAUUUACAAGCAAGUACAUGGGGGUUUGCAUGUACUGUACACACACACACACACACAGACACGUGCAAACGCAUGCGCACACACACAUGCACACUUGUUGUAUCUGUCUUUUUUACUCUGUAUUUGUUAUUGGAAUGCACACAAGGACCACUUUUGGACUAGAACUCACUGUGAGGACUCGAGCCAGAUCGGUUUACUGAAGGAGCUGCUGGACCUGCAGAAAGACAUGGUGGUCAUGCUGCUGUCCCUGCUGGAAGGUAACGUUGUGAACGGGACCAUCGCCCGUCAGAUGGUGGACAUGCUGGUGGAGUCCUCCAGCAACGUGGAGAUGAUCCUCAAGUUCUUCGACAUGUUCCUGAAGCUGAAGGACAUCGUGGCUUCCGACGCUUUCAAGGAUUACGUGACCGACCCCCGGGGGCUGAUCUCCAAGAAGGACUUCCAGAAAGCCAUGGACAGCCAGAAGCAGUACUCCCCCUCGGAGGUCCAGUUCCUCCUCUCCUGCUCCGAGGCUGACGAGAACGAGAUGAUCAACUACGAGGAGUUCGCCAACCGCUUCCAGGAGCCCGCCAAGGACAUCGGCUUCAACAUCGCCGUGCUGCUGACCAACCUCUCCGAGCACGUCCCCCACGACACGCGGCUCCGGAGUUUCCUGGUGCAGGCGGAGAGCAUCCUGGGGUACUUCCAGCCUUUCCUGGGGCGGAUCGAGGUGAUGGGUCCCAGCAAGAGGAUCGAGCGCAUCUACUUUGAGAUCAGCGAGACCAACCGCGCCCAGUGGGAGAUGCCUCAGGUGAAGGAGUCCAAGCGGCAGUUCAUCUUCGACGUGGUGAACGAGGGCGGCGAGUCAGAGAAGAUGGAGAUGUUCGUGAACUUCUGCGAGGACACCAUCUUCGAGAUGCAGAUCGCCUCGCAGAUCUCGGAGUGCGAGGAGCAGGAAGGGAAGGAGGAGAGCGACGAGGAGGAGGGAGCAGGAGGAAGAACAGGAGGAGGAGGAGGAGGAGGAGGAGGAGAGGAAGGAGGAGGGGACGGGGAAGGAGGAGGCGAUGCCACCGAGCCCGGGUCUGCCUUCUCGGAGUUCGUCAACGGACUCCUGGAGUUCCUGGGAAUGUUCACGUUCCGGAACCUACGCAGGCAGUUCCGCAGGCUCAAGAGGAUGACCCUGAAGGAGAUAGUGGUUGGGCUUUGGUCCAUCUUCUGGGCUCUGCUGUUGGGCAUUCUGCAGUUCGUCUGCAGCUUCUGCAAGGGCUUCUUCCUGCUGGUCUGGACCACCCUCUUCGGGGGAGGGCUGGUCGAGGGAGCCAAGAACAUCACCGUGACGGAGAUCCUGGCCAGCAUGCCCGACCCGACCCAGGACGAGGUCCACGGGGACCUGCCCAGCGAGGGGGGGAGCAAGGAGGAGCAGGAGGCUGCAGGGACAGUGGAUUUGCUGGACCCCUCGAAGGGGGAGGAGACCACCGACGACUCAGCUGACAUGUACGGGAUGGAGAGGAAGGAGCUGGGACCCCCCGGGGGGCUGGGAGAUAUGGGGGAGCCCACCACCGUCGAGCCCCCCACCCCCGAAGGAACCCCGAUAGCCAUGAGGAAAGUGCAACCGGACCAUGAGACACAAGAAACCAAAGUGAUCGAGGAGCCCCUACCGGAGCUGGAAAAAGCAGAUGUGGAGAAUGGAGAGAAGGCAGCGAAGGAAGGGGGCAGGCAGGCGGAGGAAGGAGAAGAGGAAGAAGAGAAGGAGAAAGUGGCACGCAGGAAGAAGACAAAGAGAGAGAAGAAGCCGGCAGAUUCCGAAGCUGGGUUCGACUUCUGGAGCGAGGUGGAGAUUCAGAGGAUCAAGUUCCUGAACUACCUCUCCAGAAAUUUCUAUAACCUGCGCUUCCUGGCCCUGUUUGUGUCGUUCGCUCUCAACUUCAUCUUGCUGUUUUACAAGGUUUCAGAGUCUCCUGCUGGUGACGAUGAUUUAGAAGGCUCGGGUCUGUUCGAGCAGGAGAUGGAAGGAUCUGGGUUCGAGGAAGGAGGGGACGAGGAUGAGGAGGGCGCCGUGGUCUAUUUCUUCCUGGAGGAGAGUACGGGAUACAUGCAGCCCACCCUCUCUUUCCUCUCCAUCCUCCACACUCUCAUCUCCUUCCUCUGCAUCAUCGGAUACAACUGCCUCAAGGUUCCGCUGGUCAUCUUCAAGAGAGAGAAGGAACUGGCCAGGAAGCUGGAGUUUGAUGGUCUCUACAUCACUGAACAGCCCGAGGACGAUGACAUCAAGGGACAGUGGGACAGGCUGGUCCUCAACACACCCUCUUUCCCAAGCAACUACUGGGACAAGUUUGUGAAAAGAAAGGUUCUGGAGAAGUACGGUGAUAUCUACGGCAGGGAGAGGAUUGCGGAGCUGCUCGGGAUGGACCUGGCCUCUCUGGAUAUCAGCUCACAACACGAGAAGAAGCAGGAGCCCGACAGCUCCAUAUUGUCCUGGAUCACUUCAGUCGACAUCAAGUACCAGAUCUGGAAGAAUGGAGUGGUCUUCACCAAUAAUUCCUUUCUCUACUUGGUUUGGUACAUGGUCAUGUCGAUGCUCGGUCACUACAACAACUUCUUCUACGCCUGUCACCUUCUGGACAUCGCCAUGGGCGUGAAGACGCUCCGCACCAUCCUGUCCUCCGUGACACACAACGGGAAGCAGCUCAUGAUGACUGUGGGGCUGUUGGCAGUGGUGGUGUACCUCUACACCGUCAUCGCAUUCAACUUCUUCCGCAAGUUCUACAACAAGAGCGAGGACGAGGACGAGCCAGACAUGAAGUGCGACGACAUGAUGACUUGCUAUCUCUUCCACAUGUACGUGGGGGUGCGGGCGGGCGGGGGUAUCGGGGACGAGAUAGAGGAUCCCGCGGGGGACGAGUACGAGCUGUACAGGGUGGUCUUCGACAUCACCUUCUUCUUCUUCGUCAUCGUCAUCCUGCUGGCCAUCAUCCAGGGAGUCAAUUGUCACCGCGGUGGAGAGCUGAGAGACCAGCAGGAGCAGGUGAAGGAGGACAUGGAGACUAAGUGCUUCAUCUGCGGGAUCGGGAGCGAUUACUUCGACACGACUCCGCACGGCUUUGAGACCCACACGCUGGAGGAGCACAAUCUGGCCAACUACAUGUUCUUUCUGAUGUAUUUAAUUAAUAAGGAUGACACAGAACACACAGGGCAGGAGUCCUACGUGUGGAAGUUGUAUCAGGAACGCUGUUGGGAUUUCUUCCCGGCCGGAGAUUGUUUCCGGAAGCAGUAUGAGGAUCUACUGGGAUAAAAAAAAUAAUAAAUACUGGGAAGGAUGAAGGACGCUUGACACACGAACAAACAAACAAACAACCAAACACACACACAUUGCCCUCCUACCCCACAGUGCCAGAGAAUACAGAGAGAGAGAGAGAGAGAGCGCUAAUACAAAUUAUAAAUACUGAUCGCCCCCCCCCCCCUCCAAAAAAAAUUGGAAAACUGCAUUGUUUGUUUUCCUUGCGUUACCCAAGAGAAAAAAGAAAUGGUACCGUCUCUGCUAAGCCCCACUGUCAUCUACGCUUGCAGGAGCACUGGGUUUAGUGGAGGAAGAACCAGUCUGUGUGAUCCAGAAACCACCAUGGUAAAAGCAUGGUAAAGUGUAAAGCACAGAGAGAUCUGGUAAAGCAUAGGGAAGCAUAGAGAGAUCUGGUA
Polyodon spathula (Mississippi paddlefish) is the source of this 16036-nucleotide messenger RNA. RefSeq names its product ryanodine receptor 1-like. Lineage: Eukaryota; Metazoa; Chordata; Actinopteri; Acipenseriformes; Polyodontidae. Gene Ontology annotation, molecular function: ryanodine-sensitive calcium-release channel activity; protein binding. Gene Ontology annotation, cellular component: Z disc; smooth endoplasmic reticulum; calcium channel complex. The transcript is spliced from 103 exons. The record is from RefSeq and is a predicted model, not a curated record. Bases 258 to 15635 code for a protein of 5125 amino acids. Gene Ontology annotation, biological process: intracellular calcium ion homeostasis; calcium ion transmembrane transport.